AUGUCCAGUAUUCAAUUACCAGGUAUGAGAUAUGAUCCAUCGUCCAAUGAUGAUGGUCUUUUAUUAGAUCAACAACAACAACAGCAACAAGAUCACACAGCACAUUCCAUGAUGGAAAAAGACGUGAUGCGAUUGCUGCCGCCUACUUGGAAAACGUCAAAGGAUAAUAAUCAUAUUCCUAACAGUAAUGGAGGGGGAACAUUGUCAACCUCGGGAUUUUAUCCCGGGGCGGACUUUGGACAAUCCUUUGAUGGUUUUCGAGUUAGGCCUCAUUUACAAACACCUCCACCACCUACUCAACAACAUAAUCAAAGAGAAGCCAUUUUGACGGAGGUUUUAAAGUCCCGGCCAAUGCGUAAACGUAGACGACCUCCUCAUUCAUAUGCAUCUUUGAUUGCUCAGGCCAUUUUAACAUCUCAAGAUCAAAAAAUGACUUUACGAGAAAUAUAUGAAUGGGUUCAAACAAGAUAUCCUCAUUUGUAUGAAGCGAAUGAAACAGGAUGGCAGAAUACUAUACGACACAAUUUAUCUUUGAAUCGAUGUUUCCGAAAGAUUCCUAGGACACAAGAUAGUGGCAAGAAAGGAACAAAAGGUGGCUAUUGGACAGUGGAUGUCGAUCAACUGAACAAUACAAACUUUGGUCGUCAAAUCUUGGACAGUGGGUUUUUGGGAAGCAUAGAAUAUUGGCAUCAAGAACAAGAACAACAACAACAACAACAAUUACGACAUGUCUUGGCUCCUUCUAACAGCACAUCUUCUGUGAGUCAUCUUUCCACAGCAAGUUCAUCAUCUUCAAGUGCCAGUUUGAAUAGUACCAAUAGUCUUGUCAAUAACAAUAAUAAUCAACAAACCAUGAAUCAAGGACAACAAAGUGUAGAGGAAAUCGAUUUCAAUACCCUAGUACCUUUUUAUUCUACUCAACAACAACAACAACAACAACAAACAAGACAUUAUACCACAGAUAUUUUGGAUACUGAACGAGCAGGUGGAUUUUAUGCGACAGCAUCAGCAACAACAACAACAACAACAACGACAAGUGCUACACCAUCACGUAUGAAACAUUCUUAUGAUAGCAACAAUAACAAUAAUAGUAAUGGAAUAAACGUCAAUCAUGAAUCUAGUAUCACUUCAACAAGCUCCAAAACAAGUUCUAGAAAAUGGAUGGUGUAA
Messenger RNA from Halteromyces radiatus, 1170 nucleotides. RefSeq names its product fork head domain-containing protein. Gene Ontology annotation, biological process: anatomical structure morphogenesis; cell differentiation; regulation of transcription by RNA polymerase II. Bases 1 to 1170 code for a protein of 389 amino acids. The transcript is spliced from 4 exons. Gene Ontology annotation, molecular function: RNA polymerase II cis-regulatory region sequence-specific DNA binding; DNA-binding transcription factor activity, RNA polymerase II-specific. The record is from RefSeq and is a predicted model, not a curated record. NCBI's taxonomy places the organism in Eukaryota, Fungi, Mucoromycota, Mucoromycetes, Mucorales, Cunninghamellaceae.